Aspergillus uvarum CBS 121591 is the source of this 1755-nucleotide messenger RNA. RefSeq lists its product as uncharacterized. NCBI's taxonomy places the organism in Eukaryota, Fungi, Ascomycota, Eurotiomycetes, Eurotiales, Aspergillaceae. Bases 171 to 1532 code for a protein of 453 amino acids. The transcript has a single exon. The record is from RefSeq and is a predicted model, not a curated record.
UAUCUACUUCGAGGGGACCGUUAUAUGGUCUGUUCUAUUGAUUGCUCUGUUGGCAUUUGUCUUUUUUGUCCUUUUUGUUUAGCAGUCCAUCCCAUCUAGUGGCAACUGUAUUGCCCCGAGAGCCGUUCGGUGAAUCAAACCCAGGACAACCCUCACACAGUCAGCCAUCCAUGUCCGCGGACUUGUUUGCAGAAUUUGGUAUCAAUACCAAUUCCAGCCAGCCUGAGAAUUCUCUGAGCCAGCGAUCUGCGAGACAUCAAUCUUCUUCCCUGGUCCCAGACCUGGACUUCUUCGGCGAGACGCCCUCAACGCCAUUCUCGAAUCAAGCGAGCCAGCUCGGUACAGCAGGCACGCAAUGGCAAAGCUCAUCUUGGGACAAGUCAUUUGCGUCGGGACCGGUACAGCAUGAUAGUGGUAACGAUGUGCUUUUCGAUGCCGCUCUUGAGACUGCCUCAUACGAUGAAAGCGAUGAUUGGGGCGAGUUCGAAACUGCAGAUGUGCCUCCUCAACGAGCGCCUGUAGAAGAACAGAAGCCCAAAAGCACGCUGUCUGCUGUCCGCCCGGCCACGGUGCAAGAUCCUUUCGAUCUUCUAGACUCACCACCGAUCCAGAGUGUGCCGUCCGUUUCUGGUAAACAGACCGUUGCCACACGACAGCAAGGCAACACCCAGAAGAUCCGCAAGGAACUGCCGCGUACGACGCCUUCACUGUUUACUGAAGAUGAUUCUUUCGAAGACUGGGGUGACUUUGUCGACGGGCCAGCUACAGCCCAAAGUCAGGUUCAGGACCGAAAGGCACCCGUAUCGAGGACACAGCAUGGAUCUACUUUGGGCAGAACAAAGAGCUUGCACACUACGACUAGUGCUACGAAAUCCGAGUUGAACUUUGCAGUCCCCAGCUCCACAACUACGGCAGAUCAAGUCCGUCCAACCAACAUACCACCGCCAUCAGUAUUGUUAGAGCUGUUCCCUCAGGUGCUCGAGCAACUCCGACAUGAAGCCACAGACGCAAGGAAGGAUAUGCAGCGGAGAGAUAGAGUCGAACGUGCAGCGUGGUCAAUUCAGAUUACGCUGAGGACUGCCGCUCGAGUAGUUGCGGGCCGUACCUUGCGAUGGAAAAGAGACAAGAUUCUGAGCCAGAGCAUGCGGAUUGGCCCGGCAGGCAAGCCUGGGGGUAUGAAGCUCAGCACGGUCAACAAGAAUGAGGAUGUCAAAGAGCAACAACAGGCUGUGGAUGUGCUCACCAUGUGGCGUGAUAGGGCGGCACUUUUCAACUCCGUCAUCCAGGCUUCCGGAAAUCGAGCAGUUCCUAUCAUUCAGGACAACGUUCGGGCGAUGAUGCUGAGCGCCGACCGGGGCGCACUCAAAGCAUCACAUGCCUGUGCUCUCUGCGGAUUAAAACGAGAUGAGCGGUUGCCCAAACUCGACGAAAAUGUGGAGGAUAGCUUCGGCGAGUGGUGGACCGAACAUUGGGGUCACACCGACUGCCGGCAGUUCUGGGAAAAUAAUAAGACUCUGCUUGGUCAACGAUGAAUGUAUAAAUACGCAUGAUAGUUGGAAAUGGGGUGGAUAAGGACCAAUGCAAGUGGCUGCUCAGCCACACUAAAGGUGUCUGUUAAUUUGGUAGGUCUGUAUGCAAGCUGAAGGUAUCUGUAAUACAUCGCGACUUUCUUCAGGGACAGAGUGCAUGACUACGAUUGGGAGGUCGGGCAUCCUUCCGAUCACGUCAUGAGACAUGGAGUGGGGUGUGGGCGUG